Molecule: messenger RNA, 5314 nt
Organism: Rattus norvegicus (Norway rat)
Lineage: Eukaryota; Metazoa; Chordata; Mammalia; Rodentia; Muridae
Gene: Rassf10
Product: Ras association domain family member 10
Biological process (GO): signal transduction
Source: RefSeq, marked validated
AGAGCCAGAGCCGCUGGAACCAGAGUCCCGGCGCGCUGCUUUGGGACAGUCCGCCGUCCGAGCCGAAAGCACCCGCUGCCCGACACAGUCCAGGAGAAAGGCUAGUGAGGCCGGAGACCGGGCCACGGAUUCUACUUCAGUUCUGGAGCUGCCAGGUUGUCUCCGCUGGCCCUGCCGCCCUAAUAGCACCUAGCCGGACUUGCUCCUCACGUCCUGGUUGCGCUAUGGAUCCUUCGGAGAAGAAGAUAUCGGUGUGGAUCUGCCAGGAGGAGAAGCUGGUGUCCGGUCUUUCCCGCCGCACCACCUGCUCGGACGUGGUGCGGGUGCUUUUGGAGGACGGCUGCCGGCGGCGCUGCAGGCAGCGGCGGGGCCAGCGACGGGGGUUGACGGAGGACCCUUCGGGCCAGUUGGGGCUGCCUGAACCCCCGGACGAAAACGACGAGGACGAUGACGACGCGAUGCCCCAGGGCAUGCUAUGUGGACCCCCGCAGUGCUAUUGCAUCGUGGAGAAGUGGCGCGGCUUUGAGCGCAUCCUGCCCAACAAGACGCGGAUCUUGCGCCUCUGGACUGCUUGGGGCGACGAGCAGGAGAAUGUACGCUUCGUGCUGGUGCGCAGCGAGGCGUCGUUGCCUAACGCCGGCCCGCGAAGCGCCGAGGCGCGGGUAGUGCUCAGCCGAGAACGCCCCUGCUUGGCCCGGGGAGCCCCAGCGCGGCCCAGCCUAGCCUUGACCCAGGAGAAGCAGCGGCGGGUGGUACGCAAGGCCUUCCGCAAGCUGGCCAAGCUCAACCGGAGGCGCCAGCAGCAGCCGUCGUCGCCUUGUUCGUCCACGUCGUCGUCCACCGCCUCGUCCUGCUCGUCGUCUCCUCGGACCCACGAGAGCGCGUCUGUAGAGCGCAUGGAGACGCUGGUGCAUCUGGUGCUGUCGCAGGAUCACACGAUCCGCCAGCAGGUGCAGCGGCUCCGGGAGCUGGACCGCGAGAUAGACCGCUACGAGGCCAAGGUGCACCUAGACCGCAUGCGAAGGCAUGGAGUCAACUACGUGCAGGAUACCUAUCUAGUGGGGGCCGACCUUGACCUCGACCGGCCAACUCCUGAAAAGGAACCGGAGGAUGCGACGCUGGAGGAGAAGACAGAGGCGGCGGCACCCCUGGACGGCGAGGCGCAAGCGGCAGCGUUGGAGGAGCUGGCCCGGCGCUGUGACGACCUGGUGCGGCUGCAGGAGGAGCGCGCCCAGCAGGAGGAGUUGCUGGAGCGCCUGUCCGCCGAGAUCCAGGAGGAACUGAACCAGCGCUGGAUGCAGAGGCGCAAUGAGGAGCUGGCGGCUCGAGAGGAGUCACCGGAGCCCGAUGGCGGGCUGGAUGGCGAGCUGCUGCUAGAGCAGGAGCGGGUCAGGACGCAGCUCAGCACCAGCCUUUACAUCGGGCUGAGGCUCAGCACGGACCUAGAGGCCGUCAAGGCGGACUUGGAUUACAGCCAACAGCAGAGGGACAUUAAGGAGCGCGAGCUUCAAGGCCUUCUCCAGAGUUUGCGUACUUUUGAGCAGACGGUGGUGCGUGAUGGGACUCUGGGUUCAGGUGAACCCUCACGCGAACCUCAGCCUCAGACGUGUGCAGAAAUGUGGGUAGACCAGGCUCGCGGACUGGCUAAGAGUUGCCCCGGCAACGAUGAGGACUCAGAUACUGGGCUGAGCUCCAUGCACAGCCAAGACUCAGACUCGGUACCCCCUGUGUGUGAAUCCCUUGUGUAGAAGUUGUAGGGAGCUAGCUUAGACGCUUGCAGCAUGCACUUGCUUGGCCUGCUCAGGGACAUGAAGUGAGGCCAUGGGGGUGAGCUCAGAGUUCCCAUGGGUGGGUCUGGAGAGUGAGUGUGAAGGGGGGGGGGGGUCCUGGACAGGGAAGCCCUAAACUUCCUAAGCUUUAGAGGGAAGAGGAGUCAGGAGGUGAGAAUCCCUCCCUGUUUUUAAAAAAAGCAUUAGGUAAGUGACGAGGUCCAAGCCCAUUUUCAAAACAAGAGAAAAGAAAAACAUUAUGGGACAUUUUUACCACUCCUGUGUAUGGGAAGGACCGAUGACAGCUAGAACUGUGGUCUGUGUCAUAAAGUGCUGCUAAAAGAAAACACUUGGAUGGAAAGGAAAUUCCUUGAAUGUUAAUUGUGACUGGAAACGUGUUCAAACUAGCCAAAGAGGACGCACUAGUGUGUUGGUCUCUGCCUUGCUUAACAUCUUGAUAAAACCAUAGGCAUCAAAAUCCUCGCUGUUUACAUUUCUUCAGGUUUGGGAAUUACCCGUGUGCCAAAUCCUUUGCCUUUUAUUUCUGUCAAAGGCCAAACUGCACUGCGAUCUGAGGCUGUGCUUCUCUCUACUAAAUACGAUGUGUUCAAGGCUCCCCACCUUCACCCCAAACAUAGCACUUUGCGUUAUAACAUCCUGGCAUACAUAAUCCAGGUAAAAGUGUAGUCUGGCUUUUUGGGGUGUUGCUGCAAAGGCAGGUGUGUGCUGCUCAUCGCUUCAAUUACAGUUUAAAAAGGGAAGCUGCGGAACUUGCCUCGGCCCCCUUUGCUGUUUUCAAAGAACAUUCUGGUGUCAGCUACAACUUGGAAGCAAGAAUCUUGGCACAGUGUUUAGCUGUUAAAUACAGCUCCAUUAUUAAAACCAACUAUGAUCUUCACGAAUUUUACCCAGACCUGAGUCCAACUUUAGUAGCUUGGGUUGGAGAUAAGGUUCUGGUUCAAGUAAACUGAAAGUGUUCAAGUGCAAACAGCAGGGUUUACUAGCAAGGCCCCAAAGAGGAAAAAAAAUGAAGCAAUCUGAUAGGCCACCAGGGGUAAACAAAUAGAUUGACCAUAGCAGGGAGCCGUGGGGAAAGCACAUGAAACUGGGUUAAGCAUUUGAGUUGCUCCUGCCUGGCCACAUCCCUCUGCGUGUGGCAGGGGAGAUAGAAGGGUAGCAUUGUCUCCUCUAGCUGGUGACAGUGUGGGGGGCCACUCAGUGUAAUUGUUCCAGAUACUUCAGUUUAAACUUAUCAGUUGUAGUUAGCUAUUGGGCCAGUGGAAGGAACCUGCUAGUCUAUUUCCCUGUGGAGCCCUGUACUUUCUGAGGAAUGUGGAUCUAAUCUGUCCAGAGGAAGUAUUAACAAUGGUGUGUGUGUGUGUGUGUGUGUGUGUGUGUGUGUGUUGCCAGUGAGGUACAGAAGGCUGGUAUCAACUAAACUAGUUGAGUGGCUGGCUGUCAUUCCCACAAUGACAUGAAAGAUAAGUUCAGCGGCUUGGGAUUUGUAACUAUUUCUUCCCUUUUGAGAUCACCUGUCUGAGGGUCCCCAACAGGAGCACGACCUCCCGAACUCCUCAAUUCGCUAUUGGAAUGUCCCCUUUUCACAGACUGUCCCCACACUGAUGCCACUGUGGAAUUAUAACACACGGGACCAUUCUCGGAUGUUCAAGUAAAAAGACACUUUUCUUAAUUGAUACUUUUUGAAAGACUUUACUUGGUGUAGUUACAUUGUUGUUGCUUAGCUUCAUCCAGGGCAGAGAACAUCCACACACUUGGUCCGGUUCAAAAGAGGAAGGGACGAAAAGAAACUCCACCAGAAGAAACUCCUGGUCCCCAGACAAUCAUUUGAUUCUGUAACACAGAGCUUAACGACAGCCUUCCUUUUUGAGGCAGAGGUAAAAUCCUCAUUAGAGUGUGACAAAUGCCACCUGUCUGAAUGGUUUAUGCUGGCAAUGGGCUGACCUGGUGGUUUUUAAAAUUAUCAUGCUUUUUUCUCUUGCCCCUGGGGUUGUAGGGGAGGUGGUUCCUGGCCGUUUAUUAACUCAGGAGGAACAUUGAAGUUGGCAGAGUGCGACUGCCUGGCAGAAAGGACCUGUUUUCCUUUUGACUAUUAUUAUUUUAAACUUUGAUGGGUAGCUGAUGUCAGCAGAUAUGCCUGAAAGCUGCAAAGCAAACACACCACAUCACAGGAGGAGGGCCUGCAGGGGUUUGGAGAACAUUCCCUGUCUAACACAUGAUGCUGCUGCCCUGCUUAAAACUCUUCAGACAGCUGGGGGGCUUUGCUUAUGACUAAGGAUAGUCUAGUCUUCUCCUUUUUCCUUUUGUUCCAAUCAAUUCUAUUCCUGUGAGAUAUUCUCUGUGUGAGUAGGAGAAAGGAGAAUUGGGGGGGAGGGGGAGGCAGUAGUUCCUUUUGUGAAAAGUUCUUGUCACAACCUUAUGUGUAGGCUUGAAGUUUCACUGAUGAAUGAGUGUGCUCCAUUUUCCUGCGUAUGCAUAGUUCCCGUGACACUAGAGGUGAGUCAACAUUGAGACAUCAUCCCUGUGAGAGGGGCUCCUGCUCUCUAAUGGUUUCCAGGCCUUAUGGUAAUCCAGCACCCUUGCGAAGAGAAUGUCAUAAGCUCCUUCCCAGCCAGCCCCAUUUUUCUUCUGGACGAUCCACUGUGUGGAUCCUAUGGACCCUAUGGGGUCCUCUGCAUCCCAUCCAGAAUGCUCUCCCAAACCCAGCAUCCCAUGUAGCCUUACUGUGCUCUUACUUCCUUCUAUAAAGUAUGGUCAUUAGGUCCACGAGAUGAGGGCUUAGUGGGUAAAAGGUCCUGACACCAAGCCUGACAAGAGUUUGAUUCUCAGGUCACAUGUGGUGGAAGGAGAGAACCGACUCCUGCAAAUUGUCCCCUGACCUUCUCAGAGGUGCCUGGUCUUGCACCUGCGACCACACACAAGUACACAAUGUACAUUCACGUGAGUGGGCACAUGUAUAUCCACUCAUGCAUGCGCACGCGCACACACACACACAGACACACACAAAUGCUUUUUUAAAAGAAUGGUUAUUAUUUUUAUUAAUAGUUUCUUCCCUAGAAAAAGCUGCAGAGCACGGUCUUGAUGAAGAACUUGGAAACAACCUAAAUUUUGGAAAGAAAGGCUUUUGCCACACGAAGCCUGUCACUGCUAAAAUUUGCCAAAGUUCCCGUCAGUACAUUUUGUGCACUUUGAAGUUUUCCUAGUUUGCUCUAUUGUUGCAAGAUAAUUUUGAAAUAUUGCUGUGUGCAUUGGCCCCAUACCGUGAGCAACCACGCUUGAGCUUCAUGGUUUCUGUGACAGCGCUUGCCAUUAACCCAUGUUCUAACUACUGUAAAAUAACUCUGUGCCAAGCUCCUUUAUGAAGGCAUCUGCUUUGGAGACUCCCUCCUGCUCCCCCUCAAGAGAUCCCUGGGAGGAGAAUUCUUACCUUAAGGAGCAGACACAUUUAUAAGCUUCGUGUAUAUUUGUCACGCUGCGUUUCAAACAAUUUAUUCUAAUUAAAGUAAGCUAUGCAUAAAGGUACUUUA